CUUAGUGCCUGCCCCUCAGGAGAACUACAUCAGAGGAAAACAACCCAGCAGCAGGAAGCACUCACAGGAACCUUCUGUACUUUGGACCAUUGACCCUUCUUUAUUUCUAGACUUUGUUAUUAGUCACCUGGACCGCGAUUCACCAGGAAGCUUAGGUCUAAAGUUAAACUAAUAUCCUGUAACACAUUAAAAACAGCGAUAAUGACUUCCGCUGAGAUGCACGUGGAGACCUAUUUGUCGCGCAUCGGGUUUGCGGGCCCAGCCGAGCCCAGCCUGGAGGUGCUGCGGUCGGUCCACACCUGUCACCUGCUGUCGGUGCCGUUUGAAAACCUCACGGUGCACAGCGGCGGGCGGGUUCACCUCGCUCUCCCUCUCCUGUAUGACAAGAUAGUGACGCAGCGGCGGGGUGGUUUCUGCUUUGAGAAUAACGGCCUCUUCUCCUGGCUGCUGUCCACACUGGGCUUCCAGGUGACUCUGCUCUCCGGUCAGGUGAGGAACCACAUCACGUGUCGCUACGGGCCACCUUUUGACCACCUGGUCCUCAUGGUGAGCCUUGAUGGGCAGCGCUGGCUGUGUGACGUCGGGUUUGGUGCCUCUGGUUUCAGUGCUCCCCUUUCCCUGGACACCAGUGGCCCCCAGGAGCAGGGCCACAGGGUGUACCGCAUCAGAAAGGAUAAGAAGAUGCACUUUGUGGAGUGGCAGCAGGAGGAGAACAGAGGGGCACAUGGAGACUGGACGCAGAUCUACAAGUUCACCCUGGAACCUCAGCGGCUGGAGGACUUUGAAGAGAUGUGCCAGUACCAUCAGAGCUCCCCCAGCUCCAUCUUCUUCUGCAAGUCCAUCUGCACGAUCUUAAAGCCAGGUGGGAGGCUCAGCUACAUCGGCCGCAGACUGACCAGCACCACGUUCCCAACAGAGGGAACAGUGUUGGAAACCACAACCAGGGAACUUAAAGAUGAGGAGAUACCUGGUAUUCUAGCAGAGGAAUUUAAAGUUGUACUGAAGUCUCCGCUCAUACCGAAAGAUGAGGAAAUCACACCUCCGCCGGUCAUGUAUUGAUCAUGCUUCCACAGGGGACAUCUUUACACCUCUGUAGGCCAAGUGAUGUAGAAAUAUAUCUCAUCAAGAUCGCUACAAACUAUCUUUGACUCAUGAAGUAAUUAUUUGAAGUAGAAUUACCACCUCAUGGUUGUAUGCCUCCGUGCACCAGUCAGGUUGCAUGUACAGCUUACAUCCAUCAGUGAAAUCAGGGAUGUCACAGUGAAGUUGACCCUUGACCUUUUGAAUCUAUAUUGGGUCUGUUCUGAAUUGCAUACUUUUUUAAAAAACUUUUAGUAGGUACUGCAGCUGGCCUUAAAAAGUAUGUACUUUUGCAUGCAGGACAUACUACCUCCCCACAACAUUACGCCCUGAACUUUCAGAGUCAUCAGAGUGGAUGUAGUAGAACAUCCUGGUAUUUUUGGCAUACUGCAUUUGACAUACUAUGUAUUAGGACAUACUAAAUCUUUUCCUGGCUUACUAUAUAGUAUGGGUAUUGGAAUGCAGUCAGUCAACACUUCAUCAUUUUAUCCCAACAGACAUUUCUGUGCAAUUUUGUUAUAUGUAUGAAUUCUUGCAGUUUUGUAAAAAACGUGUUGAGUGCAGUGACCUUGAUCUUUGACCACCAAAUUCUCAGCAGUUUAUCAUUGAGCCCAGCUAGACAUUUGAGAUAUCCCAUUAACGAGAAAGACGGACAAGGUCACAGUGACCUUUGACUACUAAUCAGUUCACUGUUAAGUGGACAUUUGUGCCACAUUUG
Messenger RNA from Epinephelus lanceolatus (giant grouper), 1798 nucleotides. RefSeq names its product arylamine N-acetyltransferase 1-like. Gene Ontology annotation, molecular function: arylamine N-acetyltransferase activity. NCBI's taxonomy places the organism in Eukaryota, Metazoa, Chordata, Actinopteri, Perciformes, Serranidae. The record is from RefSeq and is a predicted model, not a curated record.